Messenger RNA from Xyrauchen texanus (razorback sucker), 1877 nucleotides. RefSeq names its product CLN3 lysosomal/endosomal transmembrane protein, battenin (gene cln3). The record is from RefSeq and is a predicted model, not a curated record. Gene Ontology annotation, biological process: lysosome organization; regulation of intracellular pH. Gene Ontology annotation, cellular component: lysosome; membrane. The transcript has 15 exons. Bases 214 to 1524 code for a protein of 436 amino acids. NCBI's taxonomy places the organism in Eukaryota, Metazoa, Chordata, Actinopteri, Cypriniformes, Catostomidae.
GCUGUGAUUAUUGUUGUCGCUUGUCAAUAUUGAGAUAAUGAAAGCGGAAGAUGAUGGAUCCGUGUCGAUCUGAUUAUGACAUAACAUAUUUGCAGAUUAGCUCAUGUGAUCAUUCCGAUAGACUGUGUUUAUGUAUCUUCGGUUAGACUUCGCUUUGUACGUCAUACAUUUUUCUGUAUGUAACAGUUUGUUUUGACACUGUCAAAGGUUUCAAUGGAUCGAGAUGAGAGUGUAAACUCCGACCCUGUCAUCACUGACAGUGAAGGACGUUGUCGCAAGUGGAGGAAUUGUAUUGGAUUUUGGUUGCUGGGGCUUUGUAAUAACUUUGGAUAUGUGGUGAUGCUGAGUGCUGCUCAUGACAUACUAAACAAACAGGAAUCUCAAAACACAACAGUCCCUACUCUGGCUCCAGAGAUCAGGAACACCAGCAAUAGUGGCCGCUAUGACUGCAAUCCUGUGUCCACUGCAGCAGUGCUGCUGGCAGAUAUUCUACCCACCCUCAUAAUCAAAUUCACAGCUCCUUUCUAUAUACACAAAAUGCCUUAUGGAUUCCGUGUGUUGGUGUGUUUCUCUACGGCAGUAGUCAGCUUCCUGCUGGUGUCAUUCUCUUCAACUAUAUUAAUGAGCAUCUUUGGUGUUGUCUUUGCCAGUGUUAGUUCAGGAUUGGGGGAGCUUUCCUUUCUUUCACUUUCUGUGUUUUACAGCAGGGAUGUAUUAAGUGGCUGGGGGUCUGGCACAGGGGCUGCAGGAGUAGCCGGAGCUUUGCUUUACUCUGCAUUUACACAAGCUGGUCUAACGCCUCAAGUUACGUUGUGGAUCAUGCUGGUUGUCCCUGUUAUUUUGGCAGUUAGCUACUUCUUCCUCCUGGUGUUUCCAGCGUCAUUUCCACAGUGGAGUCGCAGCGAAAGUUAUCAUAGUCCUUUCACGGCGGAGAACUCUCUGGAGAGACGUCCUUUAAUUGAUAAUGACUAUGAGAAAUAUGAGGAAGAACAAGAGGACAGUCUCAUCAGACCCCUAACCCUCACUGACAAAAUGUAUAUCAUGAAAGGCCUGCUGAGGUUUAUUUUACCUCUGUGCGUGGUUUACUUCGCAGAGUAUUUCAUUAACCAAGGACUGUUGGAGCUUCUGUACUUCCCUGACUCUCAUCUCUCACAUGCAGAACAAUAUCGCUGGUACCAGACACUUUACCAGAUCGGUGUGUUCAUUUCCCGCACUUCUCUCGUCUGCUUUAAGAUCAGGAAAAUCCUAGUGCUCUCACUUUUACAGUGUGUGAAUGCUGUACUGCUGGGUGUCGCAGUAUAUUACCAGUUCUUGCCAAACCCAUGGGUGGUCUUUAUUAUAGUUCUCUAUGAGGGUCUGUUAGGAGGAGCUGGCUAUGUGAAUACCUUCUACUUCAUCAGCAAAGAGACUGCUGAUCACGAGAGAGAGUUCGCCAUGGCUGCAGCGAGUGUAGGGGACAGCCUUGGCAUUGCUCUCUCUGCAGCUGCCGCCUUCCCUGUUCAUCAUUAUUUCUGCUCAUUAUAAGAGAAAGUGUGUUUGUGAAAGAGAGGAUAUGUUAACAUUAUGUCAUGAAUUCACACAUUAUACAAACAUAUGUAUGCAAAGAUAUCCAAAAUGAUUCUAGAGUGUGCUGUUAAUCUUUUAAUAAAAACUACAUUCCUUUGUGCACUAAUGAUUUGACUGAAUAAGUGUUGGUUGACUGAUCUGACUGACCAUUUUUUGUUUUAUUUGAACUCUUACUGACUCCAUUCAGCUAAUUAGAGGGUGUCACAUUGCAUGACCAUAAUUGUAAAAUAUGCUUUAAUUCAAAAUUCAGGAACCAUAUAUACAUGUAAAUGUUUCCUUGAGAUUCACUAUUGUUAUUAAAAUGUUUUCAU